This is a messenger RNA of Paracoccidioides brasiliensis Pb18, 1185 nucleotides long. RefSeq lists its product as uncharacterized. Gene Ontology annotation, biological process: lipid homeostasis. Bases 1 to 1185 code for a protein of 394 amino acids. The transcript is spliced from 2 exons. The record is from RefSeq and is a predicted model, not a curated record. Gene Ontology annotation, cellular component: membrane; endoplasmic reticulum.
AUGUUGGAUCCCAUACCACCCUCACCGCAAUGGCUGCAAGAUGCCUUCCGCCCGAUGUCAGAGAAACUAGGGCUUCAUUCCAUGCCACUCCACAUUCAUGAGAUCAUCUUCUCCUUCGUCGGCUACCAACUCAUUCAAUCCAUAGUGUCCCCCUAUCUCUCAACCGUCUUGUUCCCCAAGUUAUACCCUCACUUCAGCCAUCGGACGAAGCUGAACUGGGACGUUCAUGUCGUCUCUCUUGUACAAAGUUCUCUCAUCAACGCCGUAGCCCUGUGGGUCAUGUUUGCGGACGAGGAUCGGCAGAGUCUGAAUUCGUCUGAGAGGGUUUGGGGUUAUUUGGGGUCAUGUGGCUUGAUACAAUCUAUGGCAGUGGGAUAUUUUAUUUGGGACUUGAUUGUUAGCACGCGGUAUAUGAAGAUAUUUGGGAUUGGACUCUGGUUCCACGCUGUCAGUGCACUGUGGGUGUUUAGCUUGGGAUUCCGGCCUUUCGUAAACUAUUAUGGCCCAACCUUCAUCCUCUAUGAGCUCUCCAGCCCAUUCCUCAAUUUCCACUGGUUCUUCGACAAAGUCAACAUGACAGGCAGCAAGGUGCAGUGGUAUAAUGGAAUGGUGCUGCUGUCAGUGUUCUUCUGUUGUCGCCUUGUGUGGGGUACAUGGCAAUCCACACGCGUCUUCAUGGACAUAUUCAGCGCGUACAGGCAAGCGGGUGGUAGAUCCGCGCUGGCCCCAUUAAAUGUCCAUUUAUUUUUCCAGGACAGGAGCUCUAUGCCCUGUGCAACAGAGACUUGUACCAUGGCAAACGCUGAAAUUUCUAAAUUCGCGGAUGCUCAGAACAUCAGUGGCAUUCCCAUCUGGCUCAUUGCAACGUACCUCGGAAGCAACCUUAUUCUCAACUCGUUGAAUUUCUACUGGUUCUGGAAAAUGAUAGAAACUGUCAUGAAACGAUUCCGAGUUCCGGCACCCGACGCACAAGAAAAGACAAAACCUGAAGAGUCUAAGAUCAAGGUCAAGCUGGGAGCACCCAAUAGCCACGCUAUCGUCCUCGAGGCAGCUGCCAAACUUGAACAAGAAGAAAGACUUUUCAUCAACGGCGGUAUUUCUGACUAUACUGGGGAUGAAACCGUGGCUGUAUCCUCAUCGACUGCAACUGCAACCACUCCUUCAGCCAGGAGAUGGAAGACAUAG